GCUUAAUUCAUUGUCUUGGUGGCACAGGGAGGAAGCAAACUUCCCUUACUGUGCCGGUCCAGCUGCAGCUACGAACUAGUGCGGGACCGAUGCAUCAACCGUAUUGAUUACAAGAAUCCCAUCUGACAACAAGAAGAACAGAAACGAGAUCAGCAGCAAGAAGUAGGAGGCAGCGCAACUAUCUCUCUCAGGAUUCCGUUUGAUUUUUGCCUCGAUUCUAUUGCAUUCGAUYGUAGUCGCUUUUCAGUGCAAGCGGAGAAACAAACACUGGAAAUUAUCUCUACUUCAAUCCAUCCGGCAAGUCACCCGUCCAAAAUCACACCAGCGACAUGAGCAACGGCGGCAUUCCUACCGGUAGCGGCCACGACGAAUCGGUGGCCAUGAACUCUUCUCGACACAACGAAAAUGGUGCCCCUUCGGCGCAGCCCCUGCCCAAGUGCUUCUGCAACUGGAAGUACUGUAGGGUGUACCAGAAGGCCUUUCGCGAGUACAAGCACCCGCUGUACAACGGGGUCGUCAAGCUAAAGUUCCACGAAAACGACCCCGUUUCCAUGGCCCUCAAGGCUUCCAUCGACAGGACGCUGUGCGUGGAAUCGKGCAAGCGAAACGACUGGAAGGAAACCGAGGAGGGGGAUACCCGCUACUGUCGGUAUUACGUAGCACGCCACCACUUCACGGAACCCCUGAUGAAACAGUACCUAGGCAACCGCCGGGCAUGGGACUGGAACGAUCUCCUGGACGAGGAAGACGCGCAGCGAUUCCUCUACAGCACGGACGAACAAUACGUCUAUAGCGGCAAGGAUGGCGUUGACGAUGACGACGACAGCGACGACGACGAAGGAGAGAGUGGCAAGCUUCGGUACUUGCAGAGCCCGAAUGUUCCCAAGGAAGAGGUCCGGGAACUCCUAAAGACGCUCAAGGCGGAACAUGCGAGACGCGAAUUCGCAAACAGCACUAGCCGGACGCCCCCCGAAUCCCCGUUGCCGUCCCAGCGAAAGAGSGGAACUUCUCAGAACCGACGGGAGCAGGACGAUCGGCCGGUCUUGUUGUCACCCAAACAAGAGAACGAAGAAGGCGACAACUACUACGCAGCGACCAGCCCGCACAGCAGGAAAUCGGUGAGCGGCAGCAGAAAAUCAAGCAAGAGGAACAACGGCAACAGCAAUAGUACUUCAACAAAGACAACUACCAAGUCUUCAUUGUCGAGAGAAGAAAUAGUGAUAGACAGCGAGGACUACGAAGACAGCGACGAGGAUGAGUACGAGGACAAUCACAACAGCACCCGCAAAAGCAAAAAUACGAGAAAUGACAAGACUUCUCGCAAUCCCCGCAAAUACACCACGUCAAGGAGCAAGCGAAAGAUCGCGAAGGAAUCAGACGACAAUUCCUCGUCGUCGCAAUCCAACGGGGUGCGGGAAGAAAACAUUAAACUGAAAGAGCAACUCGACAGCUGCCAGAAACAGAUCAGCAUGUUGCAGAACAUCGUGGAGAAACUCAGCAUGCACGUGAACCUCGACGACGAUGGCGAUGCCGGUGCGCGUAAACGAAGCGACGGUGGCAAAAAGAGUAAGGGCCACAAAUCRUCAAGGAAGGCAAAAGAAACCACGAAAGCUAGAAGAAAAUCGAAGAUGAAAGCGGACUACAGCGAUGACGAUGAUGACGACGACGACGAUGUCGACCUUUCCGACGUUCAAAACUCGCAAGACGYGGAGGAAUCUUCGUCGGAAGAAGACGACGAUUCUUCGGAGCAGGAGGAGGUCGCUUCGCGGAAUUAUACUUACAAGGGCAGCAACGGAGGCCUGCACACAAGUUCUCGCCGACAAAACGGCAGCGAGCAACGCUCUACCACACGAAACAACCGCCAGUCCAUUCGGCGUGGGUCCAUUCAUUCGCGCCGCUCGAUCGUAUCGCGAUCGUCUCGCCACCACUCAAGGAGGGGAAGCAUGAGGGGCGGAGGCGACGAUGCGGCCUCCAUCAUGUCCCGGCAAUCCCUCCAGUCCAUCAGUGUCAGCAUCAAGUCGCUUCCACGGGAAAUCGAGCUUAUGGACGACGACGACGACGAGUACGCCCGGGGCAACAAGGACGAUGGCAGCUUUUUCGACGACAACCGAUCCCUAGGAAGCCGGUCCGCCGCGUCCCGGGUGUCCCGCAGAUCACUGGUAUCUGGAUCCCGCAUACGAAACCGCAAAUCGGCGGUCCGUGCGGGCAACGGGAGCGUAAACGCCAACAGAGGAAGGAAGGGAGGCAAGCCAUCGAGCCGCGGCGCGGUCCCACAGGAGAUCGAUCUGAGCGGUGACGAGCUUGAAAACCCCGACGUAACCCACGCCAACGUCUCGACGGACACGCUCUUUGUGAAGGAAAAACAAAUCGUGGAUCCCUACGGAGAAAAGGGCGUCUAUACGGGGGCACUCAGCAAGUCCACCUGUAUGCCCAACGGCAAGGGGCGCCUAGAGUACGAAAAAGAGAGCCGUUGGUACGAGGGAGACUGGAUCCACGGUCGGUGGACGGGCUACGGAAGGUUGUCAAACGGAGAUGGCGACUUCUACGAGGGUGGUCUGAAAAAUGACCACAAGCACGGAACGGGAAUCAUGAGGUUCGCCGACGGACGCGUCUUCGAAGGRGAAUACAUUCGUGGCCAGAUGAUUGAGGGGAAAAUGACCUACCAGGACGGAUCCGUCUAUGGCGGCUCCUGGGUCGACGGGAUGCGGCACGGAAGAGGAAAGUGCAUAUUCGUCGAUGGAUCGGAGUACGAGGGGGAGUUCCGCGAAGGAAACUUCCACGGGCACGGCAAAAUGUCCUGGAACGACGGCGGCUGGUACGUCGGAAACUGGAGCAACGGCGAAAUGGAUGGCCAGGGCAAAGAGGUCCGGCCGGAUGGAUCCCUCCGGCAUGACGGCGAGUGGUCCGGGGGGCAGCCCAUACGGUCGGCCUCGGAGAAUCGCCGGAGGCGGCAGCAGCAGCUAGCGGCGGCCGGGACGGAGGAGGACCUGCCCAACGAAUGAAUGCACCGGACGAAGGAAUGAUAGCGACGCGAAGAACAACAGCAARCAAAUGCAACCAAACCAAACCAAACCAUGUAUUAACAAAAUUACAGACAUCUU
Molecule: messenger RNA, 3101 nt
Organism: Pseudo-nitzschia multistriata
Lineage: Eukaryota; Bacillariophyta; Bacillariophyceae; Bacillariales; Bacillariaceae
Source: the annotation of a GenBank genome assembly